GGUUUCUGCGGGAUCUUCCUCCCCUGCCUCCUGGCUUGCAAGGUGGGCGUGGAGUACGGCGAGUGCUGCUGCGUCCCGUUCCUCCCGGGGGCGCUGGUGGCCAUGCGGACGGGCCUGCGGGAACAACUGCGCAUCAAGGGCUGCGUCUGCUGCGACUGGGUUGCCUUCUGCUGCUGCUGCCCCUGCGCCCUUUGCCAGAUGGCCCGGGAGCUGAAGAGCCCCUGCUAGCCCGCUUUCACACACACCCACCCCUCCAGUUACCUGGCAGUCGCCCACACCCCAGGAGAGAGAUGCUGUGGAAUGAACCUGGCCUGGCUGGGUAUUCUUGCUGCAAAGGGACCUGGGAACUGCAGCCCGGCAGGACGCCGAAGGGACGGUUUCACUUUGGACUGGCGCAGCUUCUCUCUUUCCCCGCACUUUUUAGUUGUUACUUCACUGAUGAGCAAAGUGCAAACCUCCGUUUGAAGCCGGCGAGGAAGGGUUGCAACGGCAGCCUCUCCCCGGUAAUAGCUACAUUUGGAGGCAGAUAAAAGGAGAGGGAGAAAAAUGAGCCGUCCACCUCCGAUUCAAUGGCAGGACUCCCGCUGCCACCUCCGAGGGGCGGGGUGACGGAGCCGCUUCCAAAAAGGCAAGUCGCCCGGUGCCAGGACAGCAACCGCCUCGGGGAGUGGGAAGGUGAGAAACAAUUUGCCAGAUGCCGAGAAAAAAAGGGACGGACUGGUUUGUCUUGGCGGAAUCCAGCGCUGGAGCCUUUCCUGGGCUGAACCACUUGAGGCUACGGGUGUGUGAAUGCUUACAGAAACAAAAACAACCCCCCCCCCAAAAAAA
This is a messenger RNA of Gekko japonicus, 828 nucleotides long. Its product is annotated as cornifelin homolog B-like. NCBI's taxonomy places the organism in Eukaryota, Metazoa, Chordata, Lepidosauria, Squamata, Gekkonidae. The annotation marks the transcript as partial. The transcript is spliced from 2 exons. The record is from RefSeq and is a predicted model, not a curated record.